ACGCGUUUCCGAGGCCCCUUCUGUCCCAACAGAGCUUCUCUCCGCGUUCCCCAGGAGCCCGGCCAGGAGGUUGGACGAACAAAGUGCACGGUUCACCUGCUGGCGGCCUCAACCCAGCCGGAGAAGUGGACAUGAGGUUGGCAGGCCCCCUCCGCAUCGUGGCUCUGGUUGUGACUGUGGGUCUCACCUGGAUUGUAGUCAGCAUCCUCCUGGGUGGACCUGGCAGUGGCUUACCUCGCAUCCAGCACCUCUUCACCAGUCCAGAGAACUCAGUGACUGCAGUGCCGCGGGCCAGGAAGUACAAGUGCGGUCUGCCCCAGCCAUGUCCUGAGGAACACCUGGCCUUCCGCAUGGUCAGCGGGGCUGCCAAUGUCAUCGGACCCAAGAUCUGCCUCGAGGACAAGAUGCUCAUGAGCAGUGUCAAGGACAACGUGGGCCGUGGACUGAACAUUGCCCUGGUGAAUGGAGUUAGCGGUGAGCUCAUUGAGGCCCGGGCCUUCGACAUGUGGGCAGGAGAUGUCAACGAGCUACUGAAGUUUAUUCGGCCACUGCAUGAAGGCACCCUGGUGUUCGUAGCAUCUUACGAUGACCCAGCCACCAAGAUGAAUGAAGAAACCAGAAAGCUUUUCAGCGAUCUGGGCAGCAAGAAUGUCAAGGACCUGGCCUUCCGGGACAGCUGGGUGUUUGUAGGGGCCAAGGGUGUGCAGAACAAGAGCCCCUUUGAGCAGCACGUGAAGAACAGUAGGCACACCAAUAAGUACGAAGGCUGGCCCGAGGCACUGGAAAUGGAAGGCUGCAUCCCUAGGAGAACCACAGCCAGCUAGCCAGACAAGCGCAAGGACCAGGCUGAGGGAGGCUGCGUGUGCCCGGCCCCGGAGGAGGCAGCAGCAGUGCCAGCGCAGGGCUGAGUCCUGACCCCAUUCCUGACCAGGAGUGCUCUCUUGCUUCAACACAUCAGGGCUCGAAGGUGGUGACCGGUGACCAGUGUGUGACUGGUGGGGGGACUGCAAUGGUCAGCCUCAUCACACUUUGUCAGGGGAGCCCAGGUACCCAUCUCUUUCUUUUCCUAAAGCUGCUUUCCCUAGUCAGCCCCCACCCAAUUCCCAAGCAUCCCCAGGCACAAGGCCCUGGGUACUUGCCCCUCACUGCACAGCCAGCUGGUUGGGCAUCUUCCAGAACCUCUCCGCCCCAGAGCCACUCACUACUCUAAAGGCUAGUCCUGUUUCCAAUGAUUCCUGCAGCUGUGGUAGGGGACCUGGCUGCCUCCUGCCCCACUCUCUGCAGGACGGAACCGCCCUACAGCCUGGCUGGCGAGGGCGGUAAGGUAGUAAGCCUGGCCACUGUCCCUAGUGCAGUGGGUGGCGGCUCCUGCAGUUUGUCAGAGGAACCAGCUUCUAGAUGGCCUCUUAAUAAAUUGGUGCCCCCAGUGGAAUGAGUGCAUUCAGCACUGAGUCAGGGGUCAUGUUGUCCUGGGAUGGGAGGGAUGUGUCCUGAAGGCUCAGCCAACCUACCCCCACAGCCUUAGCAAACAUCCUUUGUCUCCAAGAAUCCUGCCUGGGACAUGUCCUACCAUUGCUGAGCUGUGACUCAGGCAGUGAGUAGAGCAGCUCCCCAGCUAGUAGCCCCAUAUCCUUGCUUGGGAGACAGUUCUGCUCUCUGGGGCUGCAGGAAAAUCACUGACUCCCUUGGACAUAGCACAGGCCUGUAGGGACACAGGUGGGGAUUAAAACCAGCCCACAGGUCUCCCCACUACACCCAGCCUCCUUGAGAGCUAGUGUGUCUCCCCACAGCACUCAACUUUAGAUGCCUUUGAAAUCAGGACUGCAAAGGACAGAGUCAUGUGGACUAUUUGUCAUUUCUCACAGAUUAGUUAUAUUUCCCUUCAUUGAACGAGAACCAGCAAGAAACUAUCAGGAGUUUUGCUGGAAUACCACAUCCAGGGGGCAAAGAAGUGGUCUGGAGUCAGAAAAAGAAGAGAAGGCAGUUGGGAUUUCCUAGAUGGGAGGAAUUGGGGCACCAGCCAGACAGCCUUGAGGGGGCCAUGGUGGGGGUGGUAGACUUACAAGUCCUGUUCUGAAGGUGGGCUUCCUGAGCCUCUGCCUUCUAGGAGUUCAGUGCUUCCAGAGUGCGAGCAAAGUGUCAAGAAAUAAAAGAUUUAAAGAACAGGCAGAAGAGGUGUGAGAGGCUUUGGUUGUGAUGCCAGGAAGGGUCAGGGAAGUGGAGACCCAAAGAGGGCCCAGCUUGCUUGCCUAGGAGAUGAUCAUGGAAGCUGACACCCAGCCUAACCCUGUGCCAAGCACUUUACAUGUAUUCAUUUUUUUAUAGACUCUUUUUUUAGUGAGUUUUAGGUUCACAGCAAAGUUGAGCAGAAAGUACAGAGAAAGAGUUCCCACAUACAUACCCAACCUCCACUGACACGUCAUCAUCACCCAAAGCCCAAAGUUAACAUAAGGGUUCCCUCUUGUGUGGUAGUCUGUUGGUUUGACAAAUAUAUAAUGAUGUGUAUCUACCAUUAUAGUAUCAUACAUGUAUUCAUUUUUAAACCUUUUAUUAUGGAAAUUUUCAAAGGUCCCCUAAAGUAGAGAGAAUAGUAUAAAUAAACCCCAACGUACCCAUUGGGGCUACUGCAGUAAUCAAAUGAAAUGGAACCUCACUGAAGGUCUGUACUGCAAGGCUGGGAGGUUUGUAGGCUGCACUGUGCCUCUCAACUGCUGUGACUGCCCGACCUUCCCCAAACAUUCACCAGAUGCCUGCCAUGGGCUAGGCAGUUAUAUGCUGGGAGUGUGACAUUGAGCCCCAGUGACAGCUCCCAACUCCUCAGGGGGCUGUGCCCUCACAAGGGGUAGCCAGUCACACAGAUGGAAACAGGCCAGCUUUAUCCCCCACUUGGCCUCACACAGGCUAGAAGCUGAUAGCAGUGUGGAGCACAGCCUGCCCAACUUUCCAAAGUGGAGGUCAAGCUUUAUCCUGCAGUCCUCUGCCACGAUGUCACCCCACCCACCCAGAGCCCUACACUUUAGGAUUAUAACGUCCUCAAUUACAAAUACCAUAAUUCCAACUCAAACUGCAUAAGCAAAAAUAAAUAAUGACAGGAGGGAGACUUACUGUUUCUGUAACAGACCCCAAAGCCCAUGGGUGAUACUAGCUCUAAUAAAGUCGUCAGGACAUGAACUCUCUCCA
Messenger RNA from Miniopterus natalensis, 3180 nucleotides. It is a transcript of the gene FAM3A, whose product is annotated as FAM3 metabolism regulating signaling molecule A. The record is from RefSeq and is a predicted model, not a curated record. NCBI's taxonomy places the organism in Eukaryota, Metazoa, Chordata, Mammalia, Chiroptera, Miniopteridae.